UACACACUUCACGUUCGUUUGAUCAGUUCAAUUUGCAUAAGUUAGCUUUUUCCCCACAACAGAGACUAAGCCUUGAACCAAUCAAAGAGCUGCAUUUCAGUCACGUGAUUCAAGAUGAGAGUUGAGUCUAAAGGUUUGUUCAACUACCCUUUACAAGGAAGUAUUGACAGUGAUGUGGCACAAUUUGAGUCGUCUCUCGAACAAGAAGUAGCUAAACUGACCGGAGUAGCCAAACUCAUGUUACACAAAAUGGAGGAGCUGAGUAAAUGUGAGAGCGAAGCGAGCGACAAAGAGUUCACAGUGAUGAUACGCGGGAUGAUAGACCCCUUCAUAACACAGAUUGGAGCACAUCCUACACUGCAACAAUGCAGUAAACACACUGUAGAGACACUGCUAUCAGUACCCACGACACAUUGUACUGACUACAAUGUACCAGUACAUGUCUACACUCCUACUUCCCUCGCGCACAACACUCGCAACGCUGCGUACAUAUACGCGCACGGCGGGGGAGGUGUAGCGUCCACUGCGCCACUUGCUAAACCUUGGUUGGACUAUAUAGCUGUUAACUGUGGGGUGGUGGUGUUUAAUGUGGAUUACAGACUUGCUCCGGAAACAAAGUCUCCUAACAAUGUACUGGAUUUCUACGAGUGUUUGAAGUUUGUGUACAAUAACGCGGCAGACCUCAACAUUGAUCCAGAAAAGAUAGCAAUAGCGGGAGAGUGUGGAGGCGGGUACAUAUGUCUAGGAACCAUGGUGCUACUCGCACAGCGGGACCAAACACACCUCGUCAAGCUAGCUAUGCCUGGUAUGUCCCUGAUAGAUGACUACUGUUUCUCCCCACCCAGCUGCAUGACACGUGAGGAACGCCGAGAUUCCCUCUCCAUGCGGAAGAUCUGGCGUCUGCGCGCCACUGAUUUGGAGUCUCAGUGGGAGGACCCUGUACUGUUUCCUGGUAAAGUUAGUGACGAACUCCUCGCUAAGUUCCCUCCUACCAUUAUAAAUGAGGUGGAGUUUGACAUGUUUAUCACAGAGACGAGUAGGUUGGCUAACAGGUUGCGAAGGGUGGGGAGACUGCUGGAGUUUGUGGUUAUACCUGGCGCCAAGAAUGGGUCUAAUCUUAACCCUGAGUUUAAGUGUUUUACAGCGUGGCAGGAGACUAUUAAACUGUCUAUUCAGGAGUAUUUGCUUAAAUAAACAAAUAUUGGUGACGGUGAUUCUAAAAUUAUUAGUAAAAAGGGAGUGGCUUAAUAAAAGGGGUUUUGAAUAAUAUUUAUUAUAAUGAGGAGUUUUUCCCUUGAAAUAUCAUGUUUAUAGAUACAAUUUUACGUGAACAAUCAAUCUUAUUAUAUUGAAAGGUUAAAACGGAUGUAAUUUUUAAACACUUAUAACUAAUUACAAACCUGUUUGUCCUUGAGAUAGUUCGACUCAUUGUUACUGAUGUGUUCGUCUCCGGACUGCUGC
Bolinopsis microptera is the source of this 1461-nucleotide messenger RNA. Its product is annotated as carboxylesterase NlhH-like. The record is from RefSeq and is a predicted model, not a curated record. Gene Ontology annotation, molecular function: triacylglycerol lipase activity; sterol ester esterase activity. Gene Ontology annotation, cellular component: cytosol. Bases 115 to 1194 code for a protein of 359 amino acids. Gene Ontology annotation, biological process: triglyceride catabolic process. The transcript has 2 exons. Lineage: Eukaryota; Metazoa; Ctenophora; Tentaculata; Lobata; Bolinopsidae.